Pogoniulus pusillus (Red-fronted tinkerbird) is the source of this 863-nucleotide messenger RNA. RefSeq names its product F-box protein 48 (gene FBXO48). The record is from RefSeq and is a predicted model, not a curated record. Gene Ontology annotation, molecular function: protein binding. The transcript has 2 exons. Gene Ontology annotation, biological process: SCF-dependent proteasomal ubiquitin-dependent protein catabolic process. NCBI's taxonomy places the organism in Eukaryota, Metazoa, Chordata, Aves, Piciformes, Lybiidae. The coding region runs from base 115 to 546 and encodes 143 amino acids. Gene Ontology annotation, cellular component: SCF ubiquitin ligase complex.
CGCGGCGGGAGGAGGGCAGCGAGAUGGCGGCGGCCGGGCAGACGGUGCUGGGCACUGCCGGCCGCGGCCGGCCUGACAGGCAGCGACGGUGACGGAGGGCCCGAGGCCGCGGGCAUGGCCGGCGAGCGAACUGGCGGCCGAGAGAGGGGGCGAGGAGGAGUAAGAGGUGGGGCCGACUUCGUGGCCGUCCUGCCCCCGGAGGUCAGCUCCCGGAUCUUCGGCGACCUGGACGUCGAGAGCUUGUGUCAGGCGUCCGUGGCGUGCAAGGGCUGGCACCGCGUCAUCGAGGGCAACGAGGGCCUGUGGCGGCACCACUGCCUCAGCGCCAGGGCCGUCUGCCAGCGGGAGGUCGACUGCGACCGCGGCAACGGCUACUCCUGGAAGAUCACCUUACUGAGAAACUACUGGAAAAGCAAAGUGAAGCAAGAGUGGCUGAGUGGGAAAUACAGCAACAUUCCUUCCCAGAAAAGCUUGCCAGAGAAAAGCAUGUAUCCAAUGGACGCCGACACAUGGGGAGAAAUCCUGGAAGCAGAACUCGAGAGAUGAGAAACCAGUGCUGGUCCCUGCAGCUCAAGAAUCCUCUAUCAAUAACUCACAGACUGCCAAGCUAUAAAUAUUUUGCCAUUCAAAAUCAGUUGUGUUUGCAAAUAGGCUGAAAGCCUCUCAAAAAGAAAACUAUUUUUUUAAUUAGUAUUUGCACUUUAUCCAUAAAAUGUUAAAUAAGACUAAAGAUUAAGUUUUAAUUUUAUGACUGUAGACUUAAUGCUCUGCUGUAUUGCCAAAAGCUGUUGGUUGUACUUGCAAUUUGCACUUUUUAUUUUGAAGAGAUGACUUUUUUAUUAAAAAAAAGUGUUUGACUUGAA